Molecule: messenger RNA, 708 nt
Organism: Schistocerca serialis cubense
Lineage: Eukaryota; Metazoa; Arthropoda; Insecta; Orthoptera; Acrididae
Exons: 4
Coding region: 1-708 (235 amino acids)
Cellular component (GO): extracellular region
Molecular function (GO): chitin binding
Source: RefSeq, a predicted model, not a curated record
AUGUAUGCAAAGACAGAAUGCUGUUUGUUAGAUUCAAUUAAGGGCAAGGUGAUCCUCUGCGUGUCAAACGGCCAGGGAGGCUUCCAGGAGGUGGUGCUGGAGACGUGCACUCAGGGCACUACCAGGUGCAGUGCCGAGCAGGGGACCUGCGUGACUGGCCCCACGGCCUGCGGCGCCGACACAACUGGCAGCAUUCACUGCAACGGCCUCGGGUAUUUCCCAGACCCGUACAACUGUAGCGUCUACCACUUCUGCCCUGCCGUGGGCUACUAUUCUCAGCGAAUGGAGUGCCCUGCCGGCCGCGCCUACAAUCCUCUCACGAGUGACUGCAGCUUCCGGACGACGGACUCCGUCUGCACGAGUGGCCCCGUCCCUGCUUGCGUCAGCGAGGGUCAGACUGGAGCACUGGCCACCGACCCUAGCAUGUACUACGUCUGCGUAGUCGACACUAGUAACGUACUGACCCCAUCGCUCUUCAAGUGCCCCAACGGAGGAGUGUAUAACCCCGCAAUAUAUACCACCACCACAUCCAGCUCUGCCCCCAUCCCAGGAACUCCCUGCUCGCCACCACUGAUCAGGGUCGCCGACCCGGAUGACUGCACACGCUACUACGAGUGCAGCGAGAACUGGACGUGGGUGCAUGCUGCCUGCACCUACGGUACCUACUACAACCCCGUGCACAGCAGCUGUGAGUUUGGCUUCUGCUAA